AUGAGCCUGAGCAUGAGCAUGAGCAUGAGCAUGAGCAUGAGCAUGAGCAUGAGCAUGAGCAUGAGCAUGAGCAUGAGCAUGAGCAAGAGCAUGAGCAUGAGGCUGAGCCUAAGCCUGAUCCUGAGCCUGAGGCUGAGGCUGAGCCUAAGCCUGAUCCUGAGUUUGAGCCUGAUUCUGAGCCUUAGUCUAACCUAUAGUUUUAGUCCUAUAUUAUAG
Molecule: messenger RNA, 216 nt
Organism: Bursaphelenchus okinawaensis
Lineage: Eukaryota; Metazoa; Nematoda; Chromadorea; Rhabditida; Aphelenchoididae
Source: the annotation of a GenBank genome assembly